Daldinia caldariorum is the source of this 2436-nucleotide messenger RNA. Its product is annotated as nucleoporin protein Ndc1-Nup. Gene Ontology annotation, biological process: nuclear pore organization; spindle pole body localization. NCBI's taxonomy places the organism in Eukaryota, Fungi, Ascomycota, Sordariomycetes, Xylariales, Hypoxylaceae. Gene Ontology annotation, cellular component: nuclear pore transmembrane ring; spindle pole body. The transcript is spliced from 3 exons. Bases 185 to 2146 code for a protein of 653 amino acids. The record is from RefSeq and is a predicted model, not a curated record. Gene Ontology annotation, molecular function: spindle pole body-nuclear membrane anchor activity.
CUUUCAGUCCUCCGAUAGGUAACGAGCCUUUCCAACAGAGCAACAGUGCUCAAACCUAAACAUUCCUUUCUUCUGAGCCAAGAUUCACACGAGAAUAUCCACAUACGCAUUAUUGCAUCUUUUAAUUGUCGAACCCCAGACCAUGCGUUGAUCUGAAUAUUUCUUUUUCCUUACAGGUGCGAAGAUGCCUCCCACGAUUGCGCGCCGAGCGCCUUACAAAGACUUCCUCCAGCCUGCCCUCCAGAGACGAUUUGCUUCGACUACCGGGGUCCUGCUAGGGCUGGCUUAUGUUGAAAACUUCUUGCUAACCACCUGGGAUAACCUUCUAUGGCCAUGGUUUCCAUUUGGGCCCGCAGGUAUUCGUACCUUAGCUAUAUUUGGCUGCAUCCUCCCCAUCAUCAUCUUGCGGAUUGCUCAUGCCCAUAUCGGUAUUCGGACGGCUAAUUCACCCUUCGACACCUUCCGUCGUUAUGCAUUUUCUUUCGCCACGAUAGAGACGAUAAUCACCUUUGCUAUCUCCGCAUGGCUGUUCAGCCAAAUAUACUUGAUCUCGAUCCCAACCAGUGCAAACCUCGGUUGGAUCACCUACUACAGCGGGGAUCGCGCGCGGCUAAACGAGCGAGCAUUGUUCUAUACCGUGAAUAUUAUCAUCCUAGGGGUCGUUCAGGGUGUUAUCCACGUGUCCAUGGAUUAUGACCGAAUGCUUCUAGGAAUGGUGAAGCCGAAACGCGAAGGAGAAGAAAAUACCCAAGUAGCGAGCGGUUGGGGGCGGUUAGCCGAAUGGAUACCCAUAAUCGUUGUUCGCGCCGGGAUGCUCUCGAUAGCUGUUGCUCUGGCCAACUACAUCGUACUAUACCAUUUCCUCCGACCCUCUGCCUGGAGCUGGGCUUUGUCCUUUUUCCGAUUGUUCUAUAAUCUGCCGAAGUCCAAUAUCCCGCCUUCUAAAGCCCCGUGGAGUAUUUGGAUGUUAUCGCGAUCAAUAUGGGCAGGGUUUUUGCUGUGCCUUAUGUGGUACUUUGGCGACAUGAUUUUCAGGUUACAGCUUGGACGAGCGCCUCUGAAAAAUGGCCAGCCCCUCAGCGCAGAGUCGAAGGACCCUAACGGCAGUCUAUUAAAUGGACUACAAAGCAAAAAGCCACGCAUAUCGGCUUUUGCCAUGUGGGAAUUGGCAUUGAUCACAAGGGACUUUGAUAUCAGAAGAAGAAGCAUAUUCGAAGAUAUCGACCGCAAGGACGGCCCAAUGUGGUCACAGAUUUAUGCUACAUGCAUGGGCACAAUUAGAUCGGUAGAGCAAAGAAUCGACGAGUACGGAAAGCCACCAGCUCCGCCUCCUACACAGCCUACUACGGCACCUCCUCAACCACAGACCCGAGUUGUCCCACCCCCGAAGACUGAUGACGUUUGGGCGCCCGUACCAAGUUCGAGAGGUUUCCGCAGCUCCUUGGGCAAGUUCGUUACUAACGUCGCGACGUCUCCGGGGAAGACACCCGCCGAGGUCUACUUGCCGGAAGCGAAGAAGAAAGCGUUAGAGGCUACUGAGCAUCUACUCACCAAGGAGCAAAAAGAGGCCCUCUCACCCGAGGGCAUUACCUCGUUCGCACAAACUAUAGCACUCCGAUUCCUGAGUUUACCUACAGUUGGCGUGUUAUUCCAGCAGUUAUUCAGUCGCCGAUUGACUAGUACCGUGCUUGGCCAACCGUACGGCGAACUCAGCAUAUACGUAAACGCCGCCUACGCUCUAUCCAAGCUCGCAGUAUCGAGCUUGGCAGAGGACAAAUACGGCAAUGUCCAAAGGGAUGUGCCGGCCAUCAUACGGACGUUUACGGCAGUGAUCAGGAAGCUGGAGAAGUUCAAGGAUACGCUACCAAUGCACUGGACCGAUCUUAGGAAGAACCGGGUGUGCCCCGAGGUAGACGAGCUAUUGGACGCAUUGAAGGACGGACUGAGCGAGCUCAUCACGGCGUUUGGGCAGUACAGCAGCGACCUGAGGCUCACGCGGGCAGAUAUGAGAUUGGCGAGGGAGGCGGCGGAGAAGAAGAAUAAGACGCCGGAGGAAGAAGAGGGGGCGGCGGCGCAAGGACCGGGACGGGCCGCAACAGCAACUUGUCCGGCAGAGGCUCAGCCGCAGAUGCAGCAGGUGCGCUAGUGGCAGCGGCUGCUGGCGGCGAGUCUCGAGGGUAAAUUGACUGGGCUGCAUUACGUGUAAUAAAAUAAAGCAAAAUAAAUAGGAUGUAGUUGUGCGUACAACUUUUCACGAUAAAAAUUGUUUAAUGAAGAUGAAAAAAAAAAUGAGGAAAUAUUGCUUUCUUUUCAUGUUGUUGCUGAUUGGGCGUGAUGGUGCUGCGAUGUUAAAUAGCUUCUGCUCUGGAUACCUCUCAUCAGUUUGGUUUCAUUGGUCUUAAGUUCAUUAGGCCAGUUUCUUGAAUCCUGAUAUAG